Molecule: messenger RNA, 1013 nt
Organism: Galeopterus variegatus (Sunda flying lemur)
Lineage: Eukaryota; Metazoa; Chordata; Mammalia; Dermoptera; Cynocephalidae
Gene: ARL1
Product: ADP-ribosylation factor-like 1
Exons: 6
Coding region: 157-702 (181 amino acids)
Biological process (GO): vesicle-mediated transport; intracellular protein transport
Cellular component (GO): Golgi apparatus; cytoplasm
Molecular function (GO): GTPase activity; GTP binding
Source: RefSeq, a predicted model, not a curated record
GACGUGGAAGUCGCUGGCUGACCGGGCUUGGGAGCGAACCGCCUCGUAGCCUCAGCCGCAGGCCAACUCGCGCGGAGGUGGCGGCGCCGAGGCGCGGACGGUGGUCGCUGCCGAGCCAGUCUCUGAGGAUCGGCGAGGGCAGACACGCGGUUCACCAUGGGUGGCUUUUUCUCAAGUAUUUUUUCCAGUCUGUUUGGAACCCGGGAAAUGAGGAUUUUAAUUUUGGGAUUAGAUGGAGCAGGAAAAACCACAAUUUUGUACAGAUUACAGGUUGGAGAAGUCGUUACUACUAUUCCUACCAUAGGAUUUAAUGUAGAGACGGUGACAUACAAAAAUCUUAAAUUCCAAGUCUGGGAUUUAGGAGGACAGACAAGUAUCAGGCCAUACUGGAGAUGUUAUUAUUCGAACACAGAUGCAGUCAUUUAUGUAGUAGACAGUUGUGACCGAGACCGAAUUGGCAUUUCUAAGUCAGAGUUAGUUGCCAUGUUGGAGGAAGAAGAGCUGAGAAAAGCCAUUUUAGUGGUGUUUGCAAAUAAGCAGGACAUGGAACAGGCCAUGACUCCUUCAGAGAUGGCAAAUUCACUUGGAUUACCUGCCUUGAAGGACCGAAAAUGGCAAAUAUUCAAAACGUCAGCAACCAAAGGCACUGGCCUUGAUGAGGCAAUGGAAUGGUUAGUUGAAACAUUAAAAAGCAGACAGUAAUUUAAUCACUUCAGCUCCUGUGAAAUGAAAGCUACAAAACUUAUCCGUUUGGAAACAGGUGUGUUUCAUACUACUAAAUGUUAAAACUGUAUGAUUGUUGGCAUAUACUGAACUGACUGCAACGUUUGUAAUAAAUAUAAAAAAUAAGUAUUUGGUUGGAGGGGGUAACUUGGUUGAGUUACCUGAAUGUUCUGUGUAACUUAAAAUAUUUCUUCCUUGCUUUCUUGUAUUGAGGUAUCUAUUCUAUUUGUAUGGAAUUCUUAUUCAAAUAUAGUCCUAUUAAAGAAUGCGCACUCAUUGGGGAAAAAAUA